Messenger RNA from Podarcis raffonei (Aeolian wall lizard), 2909 nucleotides. RefSeq names its product secreted frizzled-related protein 5-like. The transcript has 4 exons. Bases 1129 to 2049 code for a protein of 306 amino acids. The record is from RefSeq and is a predicted model, not a curated record. NCBI's taxonomy places the organism in Eukaryota, Metazoa, Chordata, Lepidosauria, Squamata, Lacertidae. Gene Ontology annotation, biological process: non-canonical Wnt signaling pathway; negative regulation of canonical Wnt signaling pathway; canonical Wnt signaling pathway. Gene Ontology annotation, molecular function: Wnt-protein binding.
GAAGCGUAUUUAUCCCGAGGUGUGACUGUAUUCCCACUUGGUGAGCGGGGCUUGCGGGUGGCAACUUCUGCAAUUCCUUGAUGGAUGCAGAAAUUGAACUCAGAUCUAAACCAAGCAUUUUAUCUCCUAAUCUACGUUCGAAGAAGUGAGAUGCACAAAGAUGAAUUCCUUGUGCAUCUUGAUAAAAAUUUUAACUGAGAUUUUACUUGGCACCGAGCUAGGAAAGUUGAAGACUGCUACCUACCUCAUGGGAAACAGAAAAGCAGAGCCUGCAACUGGCUAUGGCCACGUUAACCCUUAACAGAGAACGCUUUCCGUUACAAGGAGCGUGUAAUCCUCUCCUCAGCUACCCCCAGCUAUUAGUCAGAGUGGCAUAAAACAAAUUAACAAUGAGCCAACACAACAAGCAAUGCCCCCUAAGGCUCUAGGAGACCUACAUUGAACUCCAAUGAGAUGACAAUAAACGUUUUCGACAAUUACCCAGGAAUAGAGCUAUCCACUCGUGUUUCACAGCAGCUCACUUCAUGCCAAAAUAAGAAGUACACCACCAUCCACAAUUAAUUUCCUGUGGCAUGGUUAGAAGAUAAAAAAGUUUGCCAAUUACAUCCUGUGUGUAAACAAUGACCCCCAAUGUUAAAACUACCCAAACUGGGGGGAAAUGCCUCCAAAACAGCUAACAACCAGAAUCCGUGGGGCUGGCACUCCCCACCCCCUUGCCUCUUUAAACAAUGGCUGGAGCUCAACAAAUGUCUCUUAAUUAACUUUGUGAUUGCUUUGCCACAAAACACUAUGGAGAGGGAAACAAGCGGUGUUUAGAAAAUAAUGACUAAUCCCUGGGUAGGGGCAAGGGGUGGGCCUGAGGGAGUCUCAAACAAUGAUUCAAUCAGAACUCCAAGAUAUUGGUAGAGGGAACCAUUCAAGCUGAUUUGACUGCCCUCAUUUCAACACCUGCUAGCCUAAGCCAAAACCUCUGAAAAAAGGCAAACAAUCGGGCUUAAUGAGAAUGCACGAAUACAGGGGUGGCCUCUCUGCUAUAAUAAACCACAACCCGACCAGGAAACCCCUCAGUCUAGAUUCCCCUUUGGGAAGGCAGAAUUUUAAUCGGUCACAUUUUGCUGGGGAGGGGCAAUGUUCGGAGAGAUGAGGAAAACAGCACAUCAGCACCAUCCCACGAUGCCGGGCACACAACAGCCGCUUCUUGUCCUUUUGGGUUAUCUGCUAAUCUGGGACUUCCCGGGGGGGUUUGGAAACUACAGAAGAGGCUCUUCCAGAUGCACAUUGAUUCCAAGAAGCAUGGCUUUGUGUUAUGACAUUGGGUACACCGAGAUGAGACUCCCCAACCUGCUGGACCAUGAGACUAUGGCUGAAGCAAUCCAGCAAUCCACCAGCUGGUUGCCCUUGUUAGCCAGAGAGUGCCAUCCGGAUGCCAGGAUCUUCCUCUGCUCCCUCUUUGCCCCAAUCUGCCUGGACAGGCUCAUCUACCCUUGCCAAAGUUUGUGCAAAGCUGUCAGGAAUAGCUGUGCUCCAGUCAUGGCUUGCUACGGCUACCCUUGGCCUGAAAUCCUGAACUGUAACAAAUUCCCUGAAGAUCAUGAACUGUGCAUCUCCUCAAUCACUGAUGAAAGUGCUCCCAGCAGGAGAACAGUGCCCCAGGCCAGCUGCAGGGACUGUGAACUUGAAGAACCCAACUCUCCCAAGGAGAUCCUGGAAAACCUUUGCACCAAUGAUUUUGCUGUGAAAAUAAGAAUUUCCAGGAAGAACAAGACCUCCACCAUUGCUGACUUUGACCUUGACUCCAGGCUGGAAGUUCUGAAGCAUGGCCCUCUUCUGAAGACUGAAACCCACUCCAAACUCCAGCAGUGGCUGAACUUAGAUGCUACCUGUGUACACAACAUUAUGAGAGGCACAAACACAGGCGUCUAUCUGAUCUGUGGUGAGGUGCAGAAUGACAAAGUUGUGGUGGUGAACAAGGCCUAUGCAUGGCACAAGAGGAACCGAAAUCUACAGACUGCUGUGCGGCGAUGGAAACAUUACAAGUGCCGGGCCUGAACUGCUUAUAGCUCUGGUAUGAAAUGAUAGAAAGAUGCUCUCUUGUUUGUAUCUGAAAGGUCUUCUUCAGCAUACCUGGAGCAGAGUUUAAAAAGUAAUAGAUAUAGUCUACUUAGUAAAAAUCAUACACCACUGCACCAAGAAAGUAGUUUUCAAACUGCUCUGAGGAGCCCUGGAGUUUUCUACAAGCCUAAUUGGGGUUUCUCAACGAGAAAGUCAGUAAUGGUUCACAAGCUUCUUUGAAAGAUAGUUUGUCCACCCUUGCAGAUAUUCUGCAGUGCUGGAUUCUUUGCUGCAUGGGAAGCACAGCAACCAGGAAACAAAUCACAAGUAUUUAUAGUAAUAGGCUGGUUUGUUCACUUCAUCUCCUGCAAACCCACUUUCCUGGCCACUUCUUUCAUCCAUAUGAUGCAGGAAUGGCUCACCUGGUGGAACCAGAGCUUCAACAAUAACCUUGCGGCAGCAGUGUUGCAAUGGCUUCCUGUGAGAGCUGCAGUGGCAGCUAGGCUGGGGCUGGAUGGGUACACUGAUAUGGGUGCACAAUUGGCUUUAGCAGUCUGCCUGCACAGCCCUGACCUUGCUGCUACCGCACCUCCUCCCACUACUGGUAAGUGGCAAUGACUAGGCUGAGCUGCCGCAGGCUAAGCUACUGUGGCAGCUCCACCUGACCUGUCAAGCCGCUCCUGAUUCCCCUUCAUCUUCUACCUGUCAGGCUUUUGCCAUCACCCAUCCUUCCCUCACUCCAGGACAUUUUAUUUUGCAGUUUUACACAAAAUAUGUAAAAAAACAAAACCCACACACUGCCUGAGGGACACCCUUGCGAUCUGCAAGCUAUGAAUACUAUGUAUUUAGAAACUAAU